AUGGAUGUGAUCCUUCUCCUGUGGUUGCAUGGACUUGGAAUCUGGGGCUUUGGAGAAGAAGUCUUGGAGAGUGGGCAAUGCAAGGAGAACCAUCACCCCACGACACGUGCCCACGCUGGUCCCAGGGCAUCCAAGGCACCAGGGCUGCUGCUGGCACCAUCACUGUCCCCAUGAGCACCCAAAGCCACUCCCUGGGCUGUGCCUUUUCUCCCGUUCACGCCAAGCAGGCUGCAGUUCCACUGGGAGCAGCCUGUUUGUCACCACUGUGACUGUCUCACCCCCUUGGAGAUGGCCACGCUGGCUCGGAGCAUUCUGGUGACGGGGUCCAACCGGGGCAUUGGGCUGGAGCUGGUGAGGCAGCUCGCCGCCAGCCCCCAACCCCCACAGCACAUCUUUGCUACCUGCCGUGAUGUCACUGGUCCGAGAGGGAAGGCCCUGCAAGAAUUAGCGGCCCGGCACCCCAACAUCAAGCUGAUCCAUCUAGACACGGUGGACUUGCCCAGCAUCCGUGGAGCCGUGCAGGCUGUGGAGACUCAUCUGCAGGGCCAGGGCUUGAACCUGCUCAUCAACAACGCUGGCGUCGGCUCGCAGGCCACGCUGCAGUCUGUGGAUGCACAGGAGAUGCUCGCUGCGUUUGCAGUCAACGUGGUGGGGCCCCUGCAGGUUGCCAAGGAAUUCCUACCGCUCUUGGAGAAGGCGGCGAAGGACGCGGGGACGGAGGGGCUGAGCUGCAGCAGGGCUGCCAUCAUCAAUGUGUCUUCCAAAGUGGGUUCCAUCGGGCUGUGUCUUGGGGUGCUGGAGGCCCCCAUGUACCCAUACCGUGCCAGCAAGGCUGCCCAGAACAUGGUGACCAGGUGCCUGGCUGCAGAGCUCAGGGACAAGGGGAUCUUGUGUGCAGCGAUCCAUCCUGGCUGGGUGAAGACCGACAUGGGGACGGAGCAGGCACCCAUGACAGUGGAGCGCAGCAUGCAGGGCAUUCUGGAGGUGCUGAGCAUCCUUUCACAGGAGACCUGUGGGGCCUUCCUUGACUGGGAAGGGAACCGCCUGCCCUGGUGA
Lagopus leucura (white-tailed ptarmigan) is the source of this 1056-nucleotide messenger RNA. RefSeq lists its product as uncharacterized. The record is from RefSeq and is a predicted model, not a curated record. Lineage: Eukaryota; Metazoa; Chordata; Aves; Galliformes; Phasianidae. The transcript is spliced from 6 exons.